AACUUCAGCUUCGGUCCUUGACUGCCGCAUCUAUGGGCGUUCCCGGUGCUUUAUUUGGAAAAAAGCUUGUGGAAUUUCGUUUGUUCCUCGAAGAAAGAGAAGAGUGGCAGAACCUUCGUGGUUACAGUCAAACCGAGCUGAUCUCACUGUGAUUAAACGGCAGCAGAAUGAACAGCGGGGCUGUGUACCCCCCUCUCAUGGCCCCCCCAGCCAACAUGUUUGACAAUGUCCCCGGCUAUGAAGGCACCGUGCCAGGAGGAGGAGGGUUCCUGCCCCCUCCCAUGCCCAUGGAGCCUGUAGCCCCACCCCAACCUGGCCCCGAACCUUCUGACUGGAGUAUCCCCGCUCUGGAGGAGAAUGUGGCUCGUGAAGCAUUCAAGAGGUUUGCUUCAUCUCAUUGCUGCUACAGUGAUGCUCCAGCCACUGAGGGAGUCAUCACCUCCAUGGAGCCAUUCAACACAUACAGGUACCGUCUGGAGACAUUCACUGAGUCCAGGUCAACUGAGUGGGCCCAUAAACCAUAUGAAGGUGAGCCCGCUGACUUCUAUACUCAGCCCGCCCCACGGCCGUGGGAGAUCCAGGCCACACCCCCCAAGCUCUUCAACAAUCAUACAGAGAAGAUCCGGGUGCCGUACACAUCCUCCAUCAAGGAAUGCCACACCUGCCAUGCAGCAGGUACCGAGCCAUGCAGUGAGUGCCAUGGAAGUGGACAUAAGUCUUGCUGGGUCUGCAAUGGCGCUGGGGUGAAGGACGGUGUAAACUGCAAUCACUGUAGUGGCACAGGCAAAGACAGGUGCACACGGUGUGAUGGUAGAGGGAGAAAGGAGUGUCAAACCUGUAAAGGAAAACGCCAAUUGCUGACCUACAUCGAGCUCAAAGUGGAGUGGAAAAACAACGUGGAAGACCAUGUGGUGGAGCAGAACCCCAGUCUAAAGAUAGAUGAUCUGUGCUCAGUGACUGGAAAGGAGCUCUUCAAGAACAGCCAGUACCUGGUGUACCCGCUGCUUGGGUUUCCAAACCCAGCGGUCUCUCAGGCCUCUGAGCGUCUGGUGAGAGAACAUCAAACCAACUACGCCCAAAACUCCAGGAUUCUGCAGCAGAGGCAGACGGUCGAGUUGAUCCCCGUCACUAAGGUGAACUACAAGUGGAAAAGCAACGCCCACGUCUACUGUGUGUACGGCAACGAGCAGAAAGUCCGUGCCGACGACUAUCCGGCGACCUGCUGCUGCGUCAUCCUGUAGACUCACUGUUCUUUUUUUUUUUAUUUCUCCAAAUCAGGUGGUUGAGUUUCAGGAAUCUUUGUGAUAUAUCAUUUUAUAAUCCUCAAUUUAUAAUCCUAUAUCCUUAUUUCAUAAGUACUCAGACAGUAGAAUUUUUACAUUAAAAUUAUGCAUUCUUUUAAAUAUGGAAUUAAGAAUAUAAUCUGUGCUUAACACAAUAAUUAGUAUGUCUGACCUCAACCUUAAACCAUAAAAUAUCGUGAAAUAUUUCCACUAGAAUAAAAUCUGAUUAAAGGUAAACUAAAGGGCAGCACCGUGGCGUCGUGGUUAGCAUGUUGCCUCACAGCUCAAAGGUCUGAGUUUGAAUCCACUUUGACCCGAGCUUUUCUGUGUGGAGUUUGCAUGUUCUCCCAGUGUUUGUACUCUGGUUUCCUUCCAAAGACAUGCAGUUACUGGGGUUAGGUUAAUUGGUGAUUUUAAAUUACCCAUAGGUGUGAAUGGUUGUCUGUCUCUCUAGGUUAGCCCUGCGACAGGCUGGUGACCUGUACAGGGUGCACCCUGUCUCUUGCCCUAUGACAGCUGGGAUAGGCUCCAAUGGAGCAGGUUAUAUUUCAACAGAGAGGGUUAAGUAAAAAUGAACUCAAAGAUCUGGACAGUCAGUUAAACAAAUUGCUGAGCUGCUUUUCCAUUUGUUUUUCUGACAGUCUGCCCCGUAUUUAAAGGCAUGCUGGACAGAAGGAAGGAAGGAAGGAAAAGGGAUCAGUGGUUACGCCUUGAAGAGAGUUGAUGGCAGAAUUAGACUGCAGAUUAGAAGCACUCGAUUUUAUGGUUGUGGGUGGCGGAAAAUUAUGCAGAUACUGAAGACAUUUUAUCUCGAGGGCAGGAGGAAUAUAGCUUGACGCGGUCAUCACCUUAGCAGAGAGUAUGGGGCCUGCACCACGCCGUGCCAGUCCAUCCAUCAGUGCACUACUGAACCCUCCCUGGACUCAUGAACAAGACUCAGAGAUACUUGAAGCCUCCACCAUGAGUGGACCAUGCACUCAUUAUUUUUAGGGAGGUGCUUUUCACUUAUCAGCAGCAACCCUUUGAAAUUAGAAACAUUUAGAAAAUGAAAGAUUUAGAAUAAAACUCAAUGGGGGAAAAAAAAUGUGUAAAACCCAUGUAGACCUUUUUAUUUCUGUAAUAGUAAUAGCAAUAAAAAGGUUUGGAGCAGGGUUGCCACUUCUGAAAUUUUAAUGAGCUGUUUGGCCAGUGAAAUAGUUUCAUACAAUAUAAGAAUGGAAGGAUGCGUUAUUAUUUCUUAAACAGGUUUGUCUCCAUUUUGUUCAGUCAAAGGAACAACGCUGCCAUCAGAAACAAAAACAUUUUAAUCUCCUUUAAAAACACUGCCACUCCCACAAAAUCUUUUUCAGCAGUUUGGUUCAAAUGAUUGAGGAAACUAUCACCACAUAAUUUGAGCUCAGACUCUGUUCAGGCUUGACUGCAAAGCUUUUAAUGUUGAACUGGUUUUGCUGUAAAUAAACACACACGGUGCACACAGACCUUUUAAAGCUAUUAUACAGCCGGGCAUGCAAUCCGUUAUUAUUGGAAUUUGAUGCUAUUGGAGACCUGUGAUAGACAGGCGACCUGUCCAGGGUGUAACCUGCCUCUUGCAAGACAGCGGGCAGCAGCUCUUGUCAUCUUGCAAAAGGUAAGAUGCACCUUGCCUCCCGUGAAGCUGAAUUUUAUAAGCGGUGAGGAUGAUGGAUGGAUGUCCUGUGCACAGUUUUAUAGAUGUUCUCAUGGGGUUUUGAAUUAUUGCAGAAAAUAUCAUCUAUCUGAAAUAAAAGUUUAUGAUACUUAAAGUCUGUCAGUGGCCUUAAAGUCUUUUUUUACCACUUAAAAAAGAUAUUGAGGCAAGGGAACCAGUGUAAAAUGCACUCAUUGACUGAUUUUAGGACUAUUAAAAAAAAAAAAAAAAAAAAAAAAAUCGCUUUGUGCUACAGUUCUGCAAGUGGUGCUGCAGAUCCAGCUUUACCGAUGCAGUCAUGAGAUGCACAGAUAGAAUAAUGAGGCCCCCUUGUGGCAGAUUUUUAACAGAAAAAAAAAAGCUGUUUCAGACCUCUGCUUCCCAGACAUAAAUUAAUAAAGGGGCUCCAGCCUUAAACCUGCAUUCUUCCCCAUGGCCAGCAGGGGGAAGCCUUUCUGGUUGCAAGAAGUCCGACUAUGUUGAAGUCUAAGAAAAUAGCCAGUAUAUAGCAGGGCAUAGCUUAAGGCAGGCAAACCUUGUGAUUGACAAGUCACUGUGAGUGUGACGUGUCCCCCCCCCCCCCCCCCCUCUCAGGUUUUAAAACACCAAAUAGCAGUGGUGAAAAUCCUCAGCUUGAAGUUUUGAGGCUUCAUAUUGGCACUUAAAUAUUCAAUGCUAUAUCCACUUUUAUAGAGUUUAUGAAGAAAAA
Archocentrus centrarchus (flier cichlid) is the source of this 3658-nucleotide messenger RNA. RefSeq names its product protein SSUH2 homolog. Bases 168 to 1241 code for a protein of 357 amino acids. The record is from RefSeq and is a predicted model, not a curated record. NCBI's taxonomy places the organism in Eukaryota, Metazoa, Chordata, Actinopteri, Cichliformes, Cichlidae. The transcript has 12 exons.